Molecule: messenger RNA, 1102 nt
Organism: Protopterus annectens (West African lungfish)
Lineage: Eukaryota; Metazoa; Chordata; Ceratodontiformes; Protopteridae
Product: T-lymphocyte activation antigen CD86-like
Exons: 7
Coding region: 110-1102 (330 amino acids)
Biological process (GO): positive regulation of T cell proliferation; immune response; T cell costimulation
Cellular component (GO): external side of plasma membrane
Source: RefSeq, a predicted model, not a curated record
AAAAUCUUGCAGUGAUGGAUCUUGGCUAUUCAAGGCAAGAGGUCUGAGGAGCAUGUAAAAAUCUGAGUGCCCUCUCUAUGCCAAAUGAAAACUGUUGAGAUCCUUUGCCAUGAAGUCCUGUGGAGAAGUCACAAAGUACUCAAAACUGAUUGUGAUGUUUGUGCUGGUUUGCUUGACAUAUCAAGGAAGAAUAUCAGCAACGUUACAAUUCAACAAGGUGUUUGUUGGUGGAACAGCAUGGCUGCCUUGUGGCUUUUCAAACCCCAAAAACAUUUCUCUGGAUAGUUUGAUGAUAUUUUUCCAAAAGGAGCAACAUGGUGAAACUAAAGUUGUUUAUGAACUGUAUAAGGGAGUGGAAAAGCAGACACAUCAGAAUAUAAAGUAUCAGAAUCGUACUAAACUGGACUUGUACACGUUGACCCUUCAGAUUUCUGGUGUUACUCCAGAAGAUGGAGGCAUUUAUGAAUGUGUUGUGCUUUCAAAGCAAGGUUCUGAACACUCAGAUAAAUUACAUAGCAAGGAGCAGCACUUGAAUGUGACUGCUAAUUUUUCAAAACCAGUAAUAAUGCAAUCACCAGAAGGUCGUGUCUCUGCUGGAAUGGCUAUCAAUCUAUCUGCUUCUUCCACUCAAGGAUAUCCAAAGCCUGAAGAUGUAUAUUGGCGAAUCACAGUAGUAAAUGGAACCAUUAAAAAUUACAAUGCAAAUAAUUCAUUUAUUAAAGAUAACGCUACUGGCCUGUAUAAUAUAAACAGUAUACUGACUCUAAAAGUAACUGAAGAUACAAAGGUUUCCUUUAUCAUUCAGAGCAGCUGGCAACAGACAAUUUCUUCAUCAGAAUUUCGUAUAUAUAUUCAGACUAUUCCUCCACAAGCUGAAAGAAUCCAUUUGUUUGCACUUUUGGGUUUUGGAAUCAUCCCUUCUCUAUUUCUAUUUCUAUUUCUAUUUUUCUGGCUAAGAAGAAUGAGAAAUCAGAAUAUCCCCAGUGCUUCUUAUAUAGAUUCUGAUGGACUAAGUAUGCACAUCCUAGAAUUAUUGAAUAGAAGAAGAAUAUUUACUGUUCCUACUGCUACUAAAGAAAGUCACUUACUGUUUACAGUGUAG